AUGACAGCCCAUUCUGACAAUAGCGGCCUCCGGGCCAACACCAACUUGGUCAAGCUCUACCUGCUUCUCAUCCCGGGAUCUCUCAUUAUCAGCGCGGCUAUGGGUUACGACUCGUCCCUGAUGAACGGCAUCCAGGGUGUGGAUCGCUGGAUCAAAUACUUUGGGAACCCGCAGGGCGCCCUACUCGGCAUCAUGAACGCCAUUCUCCCUCUGGGCGCAGUCUUUGGCACCGUCCCUGCCGCCUGGAUCGCUGAUCACUAUGGGCGCCGAUGGACCAUGCUCGCCGGUGACAUUUUCAUGGUCGUCUUCUCCGUCAUUCAGACCUUCAGCAUCAAUGUCCCCAUGUACAUGGUGUCACGAUUCUUUAUUGGGUUUGGAGUCACCAUCGCUUCCAGCUCAGCUCCUAUGCUCGCCGCCGAACUUGCCCAUCCGUCCUCGCGCACGACUCUUACAUCAAUGUAUAACACCCUCUGGUACCUCGGCUCCAUCAUAGCGGCGUGGACGACUUACGGAAGUAUCCGCAUCCAGUCAGACUGGGCUUGGCGGCUGCCGACGCUGCUGCAAAUUGUUCCAGCUCUGGUCAACAUGACGUCGCUCUACUUUCUUCCUGAAAGUCCCCGUUGGCUCGUGGGCCAGGAUCGCCAAGAGGAGGCCCGCGAGAUCCUCAUCACAUACCAUGCCAAUGGCGACCGUGAGUCCCAGUUUGCUGCCGCCGAAUUCGAAGAGAUCUGCGAGGCCAUCCGCCUUGAGAAGACCGUUGUCAGUAACGCAUCGUGGAAGGCCCUCAUCACCGGUCGCCCAAAUCAGCACCGGACGUUCCUCGUCUUCUGCUGCGCGACAUUUUCUCAGUGGUCAGGCGCUGGCCUCGUGUCCUACUACCUUGCACCCGUGCUCCGGCUCAUUGGGAUUGAGUCGGAGGAGCGCAUCACUCUCAUCAACGGCAUUCUGCAGAUCUGGAACAUGCUCGUUGCCAUGACGGGCGCCAACCUCGUCAACCGCGUCGGGCGCCGGCCCAUCUUCCUCACAGCAACGGCGUCCAUGCUUUGCGGCAUGAUCGCCUGGACCGCCUCGGGCAGUGUCUUUGCCGCAACCCGCUCUGAAGCUUCUGGCGCAGGCGCGCUCACCUGCAUAAUCUUCUUCAUCUCGGCGUACAACAUCUGCUGGAACCCGCUCGCUGUUGCAUACCCUGUCGAGAUCAUGCCAUUCAGUAUCCGCGCCAAGGGCGUUGCCCUGCUCAUGGGCUCCAUCAAGGGCGCCAGCUUCUUCAACCAGUUUGUCAACCCCAUCGGUCUCAAGAGCCUGACCUGGAAGUACUACAUUGUAUAUUGUGUUUGGCUCUCAGUCGCCCUCACGGUUGUCUACUUCAUGUUCCCUGAGACCAAGAACCACUCUCUCGAGGAGAUUGCCGACGUCUUCGAGAAGAGACAUGCUACCUCUGAUGAGUCCAAAGUGGCCACCCUGGGCCAGGCGGAGCACGUGGAAGUGGGUGAGAUGAAGGAAGCCACAAGUAAUGACGUAGCUCAGAAGUAA
Messenger RNA from Microdochium trichocladiopsis, 1530 nucleotides. Its product is annotated as general substrate transporter. Lineage: Eukaryota; Fungi; Ascomycota; Sordariomycetes; Xylariales; Microdochiaceae. The coding region runs from base 1 to 1530 and encodes 509 amino acids. Gene Ontology annotation, molecular function: carbohydrate:proton symporter activity. The record is from RefSeq and is a predicted model, not a curated record. Gene Ontology annotation, biological process: carbohydrate transport; transmembrane transport. The transcript has 5 exons. Gene Ontology annotation, cellular component: membrane.